UGAUACUAUUUGGAGACGACAUCCCGAGGGAGGGAAAGGCGAAGGCAGAGGGGCAAAGGCAGAGGCAGAGGGAAGAAGGUUUACAUGAGGAGGAGGAGGAGGAGGAGGAGGAGAACCAAAAGUCUUGAUUGACUUAAACCAAGUGGUGCUCUUUGAGAGAGGGUUCAUUGAGGUUUUCCGAUCGCUGCCUUCUGCUCGGAGUGGAGAUCCGUGGCCCGGCAAGGAAGGGACCGCUGGUGGCGGAGGAGGAGGAGGAGGAGGGAGAUGGGUAUAUCCUUCAGACUAUCGAAGUCCGGGAAGCGGUUCCGGCCGAAGCCGAUCUUGGUGCAAGAGGAGACCGGCCCAUCCGGCGAGGAAUCCAAGGAGAGCUCUGGCGUUCUCGUCGGAGCUGGGUCGAAGCGCGAGGUUGAUGAUACCGAGGCUGCAAAUGACACCGGUGACGUAUUUCCAGCAGAGCAUGAGGUUUCUUUUACCUUGAACCUUUAUCCAAAGGGAUACUCCAUUGGGAAACCAACCGAGAUAGAGAAUUGCCAGACUCUGCUUCAAGAUGUUAAGCCAUUGCAUCCAUAUGAUAAGGCAUCGGAGACACUUUUUUCUGCAAUUGAGUCAGGGUGGUUACCGGGAGAUAUUCUUGAUGAUAUACCUACCAAGUACUUUGAUGGGGCCAUUGUCUGCCAGGUACGGGAUUAUAGAGAUCACAUAUCUGAACAAGGAACUGCUACCACAUCCUUUGUCAUGCCAGUUUUACGUAAAGUGCGGUUAAGGAUGUCACUGGAAAAUGUCAUUAAGGACAUGCCUUUUAUAGCUGAUGAUUCUUGGACCUACAGUGACCUAAUGGAAGUGGAGGCACGUAUUCUCAAAGUUCUGCAACCGCGUCUUUGUUUAGACCCUACACCAAUGUUGGAUAGGCUUUGUAAAGACCCUAGUGCUACCAAGCUGAAUCUUAGUUUUGGAAGAAAGAGGAAACUGCAGCAAAUUGCUGAGGUGACUGUUACAGCCAAUAACCAAAACCUUGGGAAAAGUAUUUGCACUGAUAGGAAACCUGGGAAUCCUAACUGUGGACAGGGAGGUGCGGGAACUUCAGUGUGCAAUGCAUCACUUCAACAAGUUUAUGAGAAUAUUUCCAUGCAACAUGGAUCAAGUGGGGUUCCAUCCUUCAGACGUAACAAUGUUGGACAUGAAGCCACCAGACAAACUUUGCCUCUGCAUUCCGAGUUCAUGCUUCAACCAGCUAUCAACUCAUCUGCUAUUGCAGAGGAUCGUGCAGCUGGACUUCCAAGCAACUUUUCUGGAGUUAAUGCAAAAAUUUCCUUGGCUCAGAACAUGAUAAGCUCUUAUGCUGACACAGCUGGCAGUAACUCUGCUAGUUCUUUGAAGAGGGAGAACCCAGAUGCCCAGUUGACACCUUUAGCAGCCAUGAAGAGACCAAAGCAGACACCAGUAAGACUAGAUGACAUCCAGCAGCAACAGCAAACAGGGCCUCCAUUGGUUGGCCUUACUGGCACAGAUAUGCAAUGGAAAAACCAACUUCCACAUUCACAUCCAGACAUAAAGGGAAUUCAGCACUCUUCUACUUGGGGUGGUCAAAGACAUACUUUGUCUGUGAUGAAUAAUGUACCUAAUAAUGAACCUGGAGCACCUUUCUUCAAUCAACAAGGUUUGAGAUAUGGUGCUAAUGAAGAACAUUUAGACAGGCAAGAGACUGAGAGGCCUAAAGAGGCUCUGCCGACACUGGACUCAGAUAACAGUGUUCUUGAUCUGCAGCAGUUACGAGCACAGCAUUUGCGACAGCACUCAUCUAUGAGAAACCAUCCUCCAACUGCUGUAGAGUGGCAGAAUGGCCGACCAAUAACUGAGGACAUUGUAAAGGACGAUGUGCAUCAAAGAAGGAUAUCAGUGCCCAGUCCACGAGUCCCUUCUGGGCCUAUGGUACAGUCACCGAUGUCCUCAAAAUUGGGGGAGAUCUCAUCUGGUUCUUUAGCUGGACAGUUCAGUGGUGUUAGAACUGUUUCUGUUUUGGGUGUGCAAAAGGAUAAGUUAACAGCAAUCAAUAAUGCCAGUGUUAGUAAUAUGAAUGUGCCACUAGCUGCUAACAGCCCAUCAACUGCAGCUGCUCCUAUGGGAGAUCAAGUCAUUCUUGAGCGAUUUGUGAAAAUUGGUGUGGUGGCCCAGAGACACCAACUCAAUGUCAAGAAGAACAAAGUUGAUCAUUAUUCUGCAAGGGAAACAGUACAGUAUUCUACUCAGCAACUUGCAUUUUAUCUCUCUGAUUCAUUCAAUUGUGAGGACUACACAGACCACACAAAACCCAUGUCGAGGUCUCUAAUUGGUGGGUCAACUACUACCUGUAAGGCCAGAUCAAUGAGCUUCAUGCGCAAUGAAGAGAUGUAUCAAGUCCCUACGAGGUUGUUAAUGACUGAGAAGCCCUUUGAUGGCACAGUAUCAAUGCAGUAUGGAUUUAUGGAUGAUUCUGUUAUUCACGAUUACCAACUGACAUUACCCACAAAUCACCAUGCAGAUCUGCUUGCAGCACAGUUUGGUCUACUGAUGGAGCGUGAUGGAUAUCAGAAAACUGAUGAUCAAAUACGACCAAUACCAAUCCGCAUGGUUGCUCCAAACAAAUUGGCCCCAGUUUCAGGAAUGUUACUAGAUAACACUGCAUCUCAAAUGAAACAACCAGAAUUAGCUACUGGUCAGCCACUGCAAGUAGCUGCCCCAGCUAUGGCCAAUGGCAUGGUGCCUAUGAAUGUUUCCCAGAACCCUUCCAACCAUGCAAGGAUGCUGACAUCUGUAAACAACAGCCAGGCAUUGGGGAUAUCACAAGGUUAUAUUCCAGGGACUGCUAUACCGACCAGGAUGCAGCAAGUUGAUCAAUAUUUGUUUCAACAGCAGCAGCAACAACCACCAUGGCAACAACAGCAGCUGCAGCCCACCACACAAUCACGGUUGCAACAACAACAAAAACUUCCAUUCACUCAUGUUCACACAUCCUCUCCACCGCUCACUACGAAUCCACUCUCUCAGAUAAUGAAUCAGACAUCAAAUCUGCCAAUGAGCACUAAUCAGAUGGUAAAGCCAUCACCAUUGCAGCUACAGAUGCUGCAGCAGCAGGCAGGACAGCAACAGCAGCCACAGAUUUCAAGGAAGGUGAUGUUGGGGAUUAAUCAAAAUAUUAGCAUGGGAAAUGUGGGAAACAAUGUGAUGAGUCUUGGUCUGAGCAAUGUCAUAGGCAUUGGUGGCCCACAUGGUGUAUCUUCCCCUACAGGGUCUAUUUCGGGCUCAGGCAACAUUAGUCCUCACGAGAUGAACCUUGCAUCUGCGUCCAAUUUCAGUCCAGGUCUUCGUCCAAGUUCUCUUUCACAUGCUCAAGCUGCUACUGCUGCAGUGGCAAUAAAGCUGAGGAUGGCACAGCAAAAUAGAGCAGGGCCAUAUGGUCAGUCUGGGAUUGCUGGUAUACCAGGAAAUACCAACCAGAUGCUUCCCAUCUCAACAGGCCUGCCUGUGCUGGGUGCACUUAACCGAGCAAAUUUGAGCUCUUUACAACUGAAUGCAAUGCUGCCUAUGGGUCCUCCUAAAUUAUCUGGAGCGAAUUUUUACCUAAAUCCUCAGCAGCAGCUUCAGCACCAACAAUUACAGCAACAGCAGCAGCACCAAAUGCAACAAGUAAGCUCUCCAUUGCAACAGCCACAGGUUGGCUCUCCGCCAAUGGUGGGUUCCCCAUCAGUGAUGGUGAUGCAGCAUCAGCAUAUCAGCCCUCAACAACUGAGCCAACAGACUGCAAUGAGUCCCCAGCAGUUAAGCUCUGGUGCAUUUCAGCCUACUAAUAACAGUGGUAAUCCAGUGGCUGGACCUGCUAGCCCCCAGUUGAGCUCGCAAACGCAUGGGUCUGUUGGUAGCAUCACAAGCUCCCCCCAUGGAUCAGCUUCAAGGUGUAAAUAAAGCUGGUUCAGCCAGCCAUAUUUCAGUUGGUACAAAUGGGAGUAUGCAUGGAUUGAUGACCUUCAUGAUUAAUUGACUCAACCUCAACCUUCAGUCCAGGCAUAAUCUUUGUGAGAACGGAUGUGGGGUUCGAUCAGUGGUUAACUCAGCACUUUGGAUAGUAGGUUGCAACCUCUUCAAACUGCAUGUAAAUAAUCUUUCAAGUCAUGGCACAAAUUUUAUAGGAUGUGAAACUCUGAUUUGUUAUUCAAUGUGUGUACAUUUAA
Molecule: messenger RNA, 4205 nt
Organism: Musa acuminata subsp. malaccensis (wild Malaysian banana)
Lineage: Eukaryota; Viridiplantae; Streptophyta; Magnoliopsida; Zingiberales; Musaceae
Product: protein PHYTOCHROME-DEPENDENT LATE-FLOWERING
Biological process (GO): regulation of transcription by RNA polymerase II
Cellular component (GO): SAGA complex
Molecular function (GO): transcription coregulator activity
Source: RefSeq, a predicted model, not a curated record